CCACCGCCAUCGCCAGCACCACCAGCGGUAGCGUCUGGGGGCAUGGGGCCAGCAGGAGGUGCGGGGCUGUCUGGGCUGACAUGGCCUGGAACGCCCUCCUCCGUGCCUCAACCAGCACCCCAUACCACGCACCCACAGCAGCAGCAGCAGCAGCAGCAGCAGGCGAGGAGGCCGCAGGCAGGAUAUCCUUCCUCGGCUACAGCUGCAGCGCUCGCGAGGGCUAGAACCCCCCCUGUUCCAGGUCCUGCCUCGACUGCUGCUACUGAUGCAAGUGCAGGGCUAGCGCCUAGGAGGACCCUCUCCCUGGCCGCUGCUGGUGCUGCAGCGGCAGCAGCAGCAGCAGCGGCGGCGGCACCAGCUGGGACAGCAGGGGGGAGUGGGGGCAGCGGCAGUGGGAGUGGUGUGCGGUGCAAGCAGACAGCGUCAGCAGGAACAGCCACCCAGCAAACCUCAGCAGGCAAUGCUGCUGCUGCUGCUGGUACUGCUACUGGUGGGGAAGUGGGAUCUGGGGCUGCUGCGACUGGUGCAGGUAGCACAGGAGCAGGAGCAGGGGGGAGUGCAGGGAGCCGGCCAAAGCUGUGGUGCAGCGAGGACGGGUACAAGUGCAAGGACUGCGGAAUGCGGUUCAACAACGCCCAGGCGCUGGGCGGACACAUGACUGCGCACACCAAGAGGCGCCGGUCCAACUUCUCAGGGUAUACCUUCAGUGAUGCUGCCUCCGCCCCCGCCUCCUCUUCUCUCAUGGCCGCCCCGACCUCCCUCACUCCGCCUCUCCUGCCCCUUCCUGGCGACUCAGCACGAGGAGCGGUGGCGGCUGGGGGAGCAGGAAGGGUGGGAGGUGGCAAAGGGUGUGGCGGGGCAGUGGCAGGAUUGACUCCACUUGUUGUUGCUGGUGCUGCUGGUGCUGCUGGUGCUGCUGGUGCUGCUGGUGGGGCGGGAGGGAGAGGCCAGGACGUGGGAGCGGCAGCAGUGAUGGCGGCUGCUAUGGCUGCGGCUGCAGCGUCAGGCGGGGGUGCAGCAGCCGCAGCAGCAGAGCCUGUGCUAAGCAGACUGCUGGGCCUAGGGUCACCUGGAGGGCUUCCAAGAAUGGCAGGGAGCGCGGCGAUGGUGGGAGGGGCUGGGGCAGCAGCAGCAGCAGCAGCAGGUGAUGGCCGCUCGCAAGCGCUGAACCAGCACAGCAUUGGGAGCAAUCGGGGAGAUGGAGCAAGGGAGAGUGCGUUAAGGAUGCAGGCCCAGGAGCAGCAGCAGCAGCAACAGCAGGUGCGGCAGGAGCAGUUAGGGGAGAAGAAAGGAGAAACCGGUGAGGAAGUGGAGUGGAACCCCAUGGCUGUCUACCACUCCCAACCCCAUCAGCCCCAUCGCAGUGUGAGCAUGGAAGCGCCCCUCCAUCGCUCCCUCUCCAUGCUAAACCCCUCUCUACGUGCCAUGGCAGUGCACACACCGCUCCUCUCCCCCCACUGCCCUAUGCGCCUACUGCCCCUGCGCCCUCCCUGCACAUCCCUUCUCUCCCCACCACUGCCCUUAUGCAGGCUCUGCAGCAGCAGCACGGUCCACGGGACACUUUCCCUGCUGCUGCUGAUGCAACUGCAGCCAUUGCUGCUGCUGCGGCAGCUGCUGCUUCUGCUGCUGCUGCUGGUAACUGGUCUUCCCCUUCGUUAGAAGCACUACAGCUUCAGCAUGGUCACAUGGCUCAGCAGCAGCAGCAGCAGCAGCAGCAGCAGCACCAGCAACUGUUACUCCAGCACCAGCAAUUGUUAAUCCAGCACCAGCGGCUGCUGCUCCAGCAGCAGCACCAGCACUCCACCCUCCCUGUGUUUGACCUCCAGGAUUCCCAGCCUGUAGGCUCGUCUAGUGUUCCCAUUUCGAAGGACUCUGUAGAGACAAUAGCUGUCCGCAGUGUAGCAGCAGCAGCAGCUGGCCCCUUGCCUGCGCCAGCUACUGGUGCAGCGCCACCUGCCGGCCAGCAGGAGCAGGGGCGAGAUGACAUGGAUCUAGGCUUCGGCCUGAACCUUAACCUUUCACUGUGACACCUAGUCCUUGGUAUACUUGUAGCCUGCCUAGGUAUGUUAAAUUAUAUAUAUGUUAUAUAAUUGGUAGGCUUGGUAGGUGUUACUGAAACCUACUGUAGA
Molecule: messenger RNA, 2129 nt
Organism: Closterium sp. NIES-67
Lineage: Eukaryota; Viridiplantae; Streptophyta; Zygnematophyceae; Desmidiales; Closteriaceae
Source: the annotation of a GenBank genome assembly